Messenger RNA from Suillus paluster, 1575 nucleotides. Its product is annotated as Hydroxyethylthiazole kinase family-domain-containing protein. Gene Ontology annotation, molecular function: thiamine-phosphate diphosphorylase activity; ATP binding; magnesium ion binding. The transcript is spliced from 9 exons. The coding region runs from base 1 to 1575 and encodes 524 amino acids. Lineage: Eukaryota; Fungi; Basidiomycota; Agaricomycetes; Boletales; Suillaceae. The record is from RefSeq and is a predicted model, not a curated record. Gene Ontology annotation, cellular component: cytoplasm. Gene Ontology annotation, biological process: thiamine biosynthetic process.
AUGAGAAUUGACUUUUCACUGUACUUGGUCACAGGCCGGGAGCUGCUGCCACCAGGGAAGGAAUAUCUGGAAUCCUUGGAAGAGGCCUUACAAGGCGGUGUUACUGUUGUUCAGAUCCGAGAAAAGAAGUCCGACACACUAGAAUUCUUGGAAAUUGCACGAGAGUCGAAGAUCCUCUGCACGAAAUACAAGGUUCCUCUCAUCAUCAACGACCGUAUUGAUAUCGCGCUCGCCGUUCAAGCCGAUGGUGUGCAUCUGGGGCAAACAGACAUGCCGGUCCAUGUCGCAAAGACUUUACUUCCCGCAGAUAUGGUGAUUGGUGUCUCCUGCAACAAUAUAGACCAUGUGAAGAAAGCGAUAGAGGACCAAGUUGAUUAUGUUGGCAUCGGUGCCGUCUGGGGCACGACAACUAAGCAGCUGACCAGCCCAAUCAUUGGGGUCAGAGGUGUUGGCUCGCUGCUUCGAGCUCUAGAUGGGACAGAUACCAAGGCGGUUGCAAUCGGGGGGAUAAAUCACACCAACGUCCUGAGAACCUUACAUGGAUCUGUAUCAACAUCUGGACACAGGCUGGAUGGUAUCGCUGUGGUCUCGGACAUUGUGGCUUCUUCAGCACCCCGUUCCGCAGCCCAAAGGCUCAGGGAUAGCCUCGAUGCGUGGGUUCAUUAUUUUGAUGUGCAAAGUCAAGCGCCGCAAGUGUACGAUGUGGAGACCAUCAAGAACAGCGUUGUCGAACUUAUGCAGGUGAUACGAGACAAGAGUCCACUCAUCCAUCAAAUAACAAAUGUCGUGGUCACGAACCAAUCCGCGAAUGCCACCUUAGCCUUGGGUGCAAGUCCCAUUAUGGCUACUGCGCCCGAAGAGAUGCAUGAUCUUAGUCGCAUUCCAGGCGGUUUACUCAUAAACUUUGGCACCAUUACGAACAAAGAUAGCAUGAUUCUUGCGGGGCAGUACGCAAAUGAAGCACAAAAACCCCUAGUCUUUGAUCCAGUCGGAGUAGGCGCUACUCAGUUCAGGAAGAUGACAGCUUCAGAACUCCUGAAUGCAUGGCAGGCCAGCGUUAUCAAAGGCAACGCUGGUGAGAUGGCUGCUCUCGCUAACUCGAUAGAGGUACAGGCUAAAGGGGUUGAUAGCGUUGGCUCUGGGUUCGCAGAUCCGGCGUCUUUUGUCCGGGAGAUAGCCAAGAAGGAAAGAUGCGUCGUCGUGAUGACGGGACCGACAGACUGGGUGUCCGAUGGCACCAUCGUGGUGAGGUUGGAAAACGGCCAUAAAAUGCUCGGUGAUAUUACGGGGUCGGGAUGUGUUGUUGGGACCUGCGUUGCUACGUUUUGUGCUGGUGCCUCACUUCUUGCCACUACCCAUGAAACGAGCCCUGGACCUGAGCCAGCGAAGCUCGUCAGGGGAAACAUGCUGAUAGGCGCUGUUGGUGGUGUUUUGGCUCUGACGGUGGCAGCCGAGUGUGCAGCUGAAAGAAGCGAUGUCCAUGGGUCUGGAACGUUCCUCCCAGCCCUCAUAGAUGAACUGUACCACUUGAAGCCAGAAACUGUGCUCUCCAGGGCAAAAGUUCAAGUGUUAUGA